This is a messenger RNA of Monascus purpureus, 522 nucleotides long. NCBI's taxonomy places the organism in Eukaryota, Fungi, Ascomycota, Eurotiomycetes, Eurotiales, Aspergillaceae. The record is from the annotation of a GenBank genome assembly.
AUGGAUCUUCUCCGCCCUAUCAUCGACUGUCUCAUGGGUCACGCCAACGAAAGCCCCAGCAGUCAUCACGACGACAAGCGCAUUGCUUACAGGUCCCAACCACGCGCGGCACAAGAAAUCGCUGCAGACGUUCUGUCCUGGACAGGCAUCACCAGGAAGAGACUCGAUGAGACUGUGGGAGAGUAUGGAUGGACGGAGGAAAUUGGCAAAGCCGUCCUGCACGGGCUCGAGCAGGCGAUCAGGGCCCGUGCCAAGAUGACCGAUGCAGUGAACCAAGCCGUCCAAACAGCCACCGAAGCUGCGGUGGGCUUUGCGAAGGAGCACCCGGUCUACUGCACCCUCAUCGCCCUCGGUGUUUUGGCCAUCUUGACGCCCUGGGUAAUCGAAGCCCUUGGAUUCGGGGAACUGGGACCGAUUGAGGGAUCGUUCGCCGCUUUCUGGCAGAGAAUGUAUGCCGGCUAUGUGCCUAAGAAUUCUCUAUUCUCAUACUUUCAGCGGUUGGGCAUGAUCUGGAAGCAUUAA